AUGGCACCGACCAAGACAACCAAGACCAAGCCGCAUGGCCGCACGCGCCUCGCCAGCGACGCGGCGCCGCCCAAGCCGUCGCUCAUUAGCACGGAGAGCCUUGCGACGGCCAUUGCGCGCUGCAAGGACGAGGUCGCCGAGAUCGCCGCCGAGUGCCGGGCCAACAACCGCGUCUUCCGUGACAUUGAGUUUGAUAUCGCCGGCAACGAGUACGACUGCCUCAGCUCGCUCACCGACCUCUGGGACUCGACGACGCCGGGUGGUGCGCUCCGCGUCCGCCAGAUCUUCAAGGACCCGAUCUUCUGCGACGAUGGCUUCGACGCCGGUGACAUUCAGCAAGGCACGACCGGCAACUGCUGGUUCCUCGCGGCGCUCGCAUCAGUGUGCUCGGUACCCCGGGUCAUUGAGAACAUCUGUGUCGCCCGCGACGAGAAGGUCGGUGUCUACGGCUUCAUCUUCUUCAAGGACGGCGAAUGGCAGCACGUCAUCAUCGACGACCAGCUCUACGUGACCCAUACCGAUUUUGAUCACGCGUACGAGUCGUACAUUAUCAGCGACAAGGCCAAGUACAAGGAGCUUUUGCGCACGGGGUCGCAAGCACUCUUCUUUGGCAAGUCGUCGUCGGCCCGCGAGACGUGGUUGCCGCUGCUGGAGAAGGCGUACACGAAGCUCCACGGCGACUACAAGUCGGUCGAAGGCGGCUUCACGGGCGAAGGCAUCGAAGACCUCACGGGCGGUGUCUCGACCAAGGUGCUCAUGACCGACAUCUUGAACUAUGACCGGUUUUGGGCCGAGGAGUUCUCGCGCACCAACGUCGACACGCUCUUCUCCGCUUACAUUAUCAAGAAGAACUCGGGCUUGGAGUCGCGCUCCGACAACGGCUUGGUGCACCUGCACGCGUACUCGAUCCUCAAGGCAGUUGAAGUCAACGGCACGCGCUUCCUCAUGAUCCGCAACCCGUGGGGGCAGCACGAGUGGAACGGCCGCUGGUCGGACGGCUCGAAAGAGUGGACGCCCGAGUGGAUGGCGGCGCUGGAUCACAAGUUUGGCGACGACGGCGCGUUCUGGAUGCAGUACGAAGACUUUAUCGAAGAGUUUACCGAGAUCGACCGGACCCGUCUCUAUGACGCCACCUGGUUUGUCAACCAAGAGUGGAUGGAGUACCGGUCGGCAUGGCCAGCUGCGUGGGACCAGCGUGUCUUUCAGUUCUCGCUCUCGACCGACGGGCCGGCCAACAUUGUGCUCGCCAAGGCGGACGAGCGCUACUUCCACGGUCUCGAAGGCCCGUUCGAGUACGGGCUCCGCAUGGAAGUGCACAAGGUCGGCAACGGUGACGACGGCGAGACCCGGUCGUUUGUCGGACGGUUUGUCCGCAACUACUAUGGUCGCAGCAUCAGCUUGGAGUUCCCGCACCUUGCAGCUGGCACGUACGACGUCGAUCUUAUGAUUGUCCGCACGUCGACCGGCAACGACUCGGUCCAAGACGUCGUCUCGGACGUCGGCGCUGCCCGGCCGGACAAGCUGCUUCAAAUCUGCCAGAAUUUCAACGACAGCCGCGCCAAGGCCGUCAACCUCAACGGCGCGUUCGACUUGCUCGCGUUCGCAAGCGGCACGCAGUCGACCGCGUACGAGCAGCAGAUCGCGCACGUCGCCAAGAUCAACGCCAAGAUGCAGGCCAAGAUGCAAGCCGCCGCCGAGAAGGCCGAGAACGACGACGGCGAGGAGGACGAAGAUGAUGAAGAGGAAGAGGACGACGAGGACGAUGGUGAAGACAAGUUGUCUGGUGCGGUCGUCAUUGGUCUGCGCAUCUACACCAAGGACGCGAGCGCGACGGUCGUUGCGUUCGUUGAAAACGACGUUGAGGCAGCGGAAGACGACGAGUAA
Molecule: messenger RNA, 1884 nt
Organism: Saprolegnia parasitica CBS 223.65
Lineage: Eukaryota; Oomycota; Saprolegniomycetes; Saprolegniales; Saprolegniaceae
Exons: 1
Coding region: 1-1884 (627 amino acids)
Biological process (GO): proteolysis
Cellular component (GO): cytoplasm
Molecular function (GO): calcium-dependent cysteine-type endopeptidase activity
Source: RefSeq, a predicted model, not a curated record